AUGGUCUUGUCUGGAGAAGGCAGAAGGUUGUUGCAAGUUGGAUGGCAACGUCCUGAAACCAUCAGGUUGUUCAAAUGUCACCGAGCAAUUGCAAUUGUAAGUUUUUUUUAGUUUUCGUAGUUUCUUUGGUGUUUACAUACGUAGUUUGGUAUAUUUUUCGGUUUUAUCACACUUUAUAUUGAAGGAAGAAGUUAGAUGUUGAGUUUGUUGAUCGAAUCAGAGGACUAAUGGUACCAUUCAGUAGGAAUACGGAGUAGCACGAAAAAGGAACUACAAGGACCCGCUGUGAUUGACUUCGAAGAAGAAGAUGAAGUAAAAGAUGUUGAGAUAUGACUAAUAUUGGAGGUGAAGACGCUUGAAGUGUUGAGGGAAGGGCUUGAUCGUGAUUUGGAGAAGUGAGUGUUGAAUUUUAGUUUUUGAAAAUUUUCUUAUUUGUAAUUUUUUUAUUUUGAAUUUUUUGAAAUUAUGAAAUUUUUUUCAUUUUUAGGCAGAAGAUGUUCGCAUCGAACUUUCCGCAAGUUUUAGAAGCUCCUGAACCUGAAAAGAGGGCUAGUAGCACUAUUAAGAGGAGCGCAGGAAAGGAUCGACAUUCACCAUGGAAGAAGAGAUUUAUUUACUUCUGGUUUUAUUGA
Bursaphelenchus okinawaensis is the source of this 632-nucleotide messenger RNA. The record is from the annotation of a GenBank genome assembly. Lineage: Eukaryota; Metazoa; Nematoda; Chromadorea; Rhabditida; Aphelenchoididae.